GUGUGAAUGACGUUCGGAGUGUGAAGUUAAAAUCAGACGAACAGGCUCCCUGGACCAAUGAAUUUGAAACUGUGGAGCUCUCCUGUGUCAUUGAGUCCAUCUCGUCGCCGAGUCCUCGGAUCGAAUGGAAGAAGAUUAAAGAAGGAAACCCAAGCUACGUGUACUUCCAAGACAGAAUCUCAGGUGACUUGGAGAACCGCGCGCGGCUGAGAGAACCAGCAUCGCUGGUGAUCGAGAACGCCAGCCGCACGGACACAGCGCAGUACCGCUGUGAAGUCACCGCCCCGGACGACCAGCGCAGCUUCGCUGAACUGCUCAUCGAUUUGGUGGUCCGAGUGAAGCCUGUUAUGCCCAAAUGUGCCGUCCCGACUGCCGUUCCGGUCGGGAAGCCAGCAGAAUUCCUCUGCUCCGAGGAGGAGGGUUUUCCCAGGCCAAAGUUCCAGUGGUUCCGGGACUCUGAAGAGAUCCCUAUCGAUCCCAAAACCAGCCCCCGAUUUAUGAACGCGUCCUACUCGAUGGACCCUGAGACGGGAGUGCUGAGCUUUGCAGCCGUCAGAAAGGAGGAUGGAGGGGAGUAUUUCUGCCGGGCGAAGAAUGAAGCAGGAUAUUCUGAAUGCAGGGCUCAGAAGAUGGAAGUUUAUGAUCUGAAUGUGGCUGGGAUUGUGCUGGGCGUAGUGGUGGUGAUAACAGUGCUGGCUCUGGUAACGGCAGGCAUCUGCUGCGCAUACAGGAGAGGCUACCUCCACAGCCAGCAGAAGGACGACAAAUUCAAGGCACCAGCUAAAAGUGAUGGUGUUGACUAUGUACGGACAGAGGAGGAGGGCGACUUCCGGCACAAAUCCUCCUUUAUUAUUUGAGCGAGGAGAGACAGAAAGAGACUCUUUACUUUGAAGGACGACAAGUCCUUUCCAGGACUAACAAUCAAAACCACAGCUGCCCAUGAUGUCAGAUAGCAACAAUCACUAUGGUGAUGGAGAUGCUAUGUCGCAUAGCAACUUUGGACAAUUUUUUUCUUUUUCUUGUUUUUUUUUUCCACAAUUCUACUACAUAUUUUGGAAUCUAAACGCAGGCACACACACAGGUUAUACACACAUGCGCGCGCACACACACACACACACAUUAGCAGUUUCCAGUGUGCCUUUUCCUUUUUGUUGAAAACCCAUCAAUCAGCUCACGCCCACACACACACACACACACGUGCUCUUAAACAAUCAUAUUGUGGUAAAGCUCGGCACACAAAAACACAUGAGCACACACACACACACACACACACACACACACACACACACACACACACAAACACAACACACAAACACAACUACAACAACAAUAACAAUAAGUAAACACACUGUUUCCCUCCCUCUUUCUUUCUCUUUCUCUCCUUUUCACACAUACACACACACAGACUGAUUUGAUACUAGAUUAUUCUCUCACACACACACACACACACACACACACACACACACACACACACGCACACACACACGACUGCACUUCUGUUUCAUGAUACAUGACCAGGACAUCAUAACUCUCUCUUUCUCUCUCACACACACACACACACACACAUUCACACUAUCUUUAAUACAUGCACCACACAUACACACCCUCUCUCAGCCACACAGUCAUGCCCCUACACUCUCUCUCACACACAGCAUAUAUAUUUUUAUGAGCUUGAAGAUGUCUCUUGGUGUGUCUAUGCGUAUUCAGAGUUCAUUGCCAAAGAAAAGAAAAUGAUUCAACAGCAUUUCAUGACUGACGUGAUUCAGUCUUCAUAUCACUGGUCCUGACACAUGUCUCCUGUCAAAUAGUUUGUACAGGAUGCACACACACACACACACACACACACACACACACACACACACACACACACAUCAGAUAGUCCUUGUAAGUAUACACAAAUGUCAGAUGUCAUUGAAAUUUGUGCUGUUUCAUCUGUGUGUCUGUUUCUGUGCGUGUGUGUGUGUGUAUGUAUGUGUGUGCAUAGAACAUGACAUCUGUGUAUGCGUGUGUGUGUGUGUGUGUAGAAUAUGGCAUAUCUCGUAGCUGGAAUUCCACAUCAACCCAAAGUGCAAGUAUGAGAGGCAGGUUCCCGUGUAUGGGUUUAAGCCUAGGGUUGCAGUUAGUGUUAAAGGUCGCGGUUAGGGUUAAGGGUAGGGGUGGGGUUAGGGUUAAGAGUUGCAGUUAGGGUUAAGGGUAGGGGUUAGGAUUAGGGUCAGGGUUAGUCUUUCUGUUCAAUGGGAAUUUUCAAGGAAGCUUUUUUUUUUAGUCCAGAGCUGCGUUCAAAUUUGCAAACAUAGCAAACAGUCCAGAGGAGGUAGUUUUCCACAAACAUACAGCGGAACUGGACCUAGCUGCAGGAAGUGUUACCAUGACAAUGGAAUGUUUACAACAAAAUGUUCAAAAUGGAACUGUUCAGAGAAAACAUGUUCGCCAUGAACGUUCACCACCGCUUAACUGUUCGCAAAUUUGAACGCACCUCAGGUCUUGGCUUAAUCCAUAUAUGGGCAUGUGUCCUGUGGCGUCUCAUCAGUAUGCCACUGCCUUGCAGUGCCUUCCGUCAGAGCAGUGACCUCUGUGUGGGCACGCGACCUCUGCGUAGGCACACGACCUUGGUAUGAGCGCAUGACCUUCUUGAGCUGAGCUGCAAGGUAUGAUGUCAGUAGACGUGUCAUUUUCAGACCUCACCGAUGGAGGCCAAAUGCCUUGUGAGGCCAUCCAUGUAUUUAUGAAAACCAAGAGCGAAAAAAAGAAUCAUUCAGCUUUUGGUUAAUGAAUCUGAAUAGGCGUACACAUCAUUUCUUGAUAGAAAAUAUGAUGUAUCUUUUUCUUGUGUGUGUGAUUUUGUUACUAACUGAAAAUAAAAACCCUGAUAUUGUCGAGACAUUUUAUUUUUAUGGUCUGAUGUUGAAAGCAAGAAUAUAUUUUAGCCAGUUAUACAGAGGAAUGAGAUGCAUUCUCUUGCAGGGUGUGUUGAUAGCUGUUGUGUUAUACACUUUUUUGAGAUGAAAAUGUUGGAAAAAUUCAAAUAAAAAGUUUUAAAAAAUGA
Sardina pilchardus (European sardine) is the source of this 3046-nucleotide messenger RNA. RefSeq names its product junctional adhesion molecule 3b (gene jam3b). Gene Ontology annotation, molecular function: cell-cell adhesion mediator activity; protein heterodimerization activity; protein homodimerization activity. Gene Ontology annotation, biological process: cell-cell adhesion; cell migration. The record is from RefSeq and is a predicted model, not a curated record. Lineage: Eukaryota; Metazoa; Chordata; Actinopteri; Clupeiformes; Clupeidae. Gene Ontology annotation, cellular component: plasma membrane; cell-cell contact zone; protein complex involved in cell adhesion.